Aedes albopictus (Asian tiger mosquito) is the source of this 4095-nucleotide messenger RNA. RefSeq names its product BCL2/adenovirus E1B 19 kDa protein-interacting protein 3 (gene BNIP3). Gene Ontology annotation, cellular component: mitochondrial outer membrane; nucleus; mitochondrial envelope. The record is from RefSeq and is a predicted model, not a curated record. The coding region runs from base 962 to 1729 and encodes 255 amino acids. The transcript has 6 exons. Lineage: Eukaryota; Metazoa; Arthropoda; Insecta; Diptera; Culicidae. Gene Ontology annotation, biological process: positive regulation of apoptotic process; mitochondrial outer membrane permeabilization.
ACGGGCAUCAAAACAAAGUUGAACGGCACACAGUGAAGUCGUGUUUUCGCGAGUCUCUUCGUGGGGUUGUAAACAGGGGAAAACAGGAAUUUUUGUAUCGGUAGUGGUGUGAUGCGCAAUCUAUGGUGUACUACUGGAGCAGCAAGUAAAAGUGUAUGACGUUGAACUGGGAGAGUAUCUCGGACGGUUUUGUUAUUAUUUGUUCAGUCGCGUAUCCCCAUCGUCAUCCACGGACAGAAAACAAGAUUAUACGAAUGCGAAUCAUUCUCCUACGUGCUGUAUACUAAUGCGCAGCAGGCUGUGACCAGCUGGCAGAUGUGAAAACGCAACAAUAGUGAUUCGUUAGUUGAACUGUGAGGACGCUGGUCGUUUCAAGAGUUCCAACAGUUAUUUGUGCUGUACAGUUUCGUACAACGGUAAAUCACCUUGUCGAUUGAAUAUUUUAUCAGAAUUUUAGCUGAGCGUCUUUUAUCCAGUUGUGCAGAGAAAUUGCCACAUUUACAACAGAAAACGUAAAUCAAUAAUCAGCUGUGUAAAGAUUGAUCCAUCAAUCCUGACUAGAGCAAUAUAUCGGUUCAUACAACCCAGUUCAUUACGUUGCAGAAAAGUCGCAGAAAAAAGUGCGUGAAAAAGUGGAUCGAAGUAAACAUUUGGUGUGCGGUUGUAUGCGUUUCGCAGCAAAUUGCGCGUCGAGCAGUACUGCACCUGUGUCUGUGCUUUGUUUAUUCAACUUUCUGCUUCGGGCCGCUGCCAGCUUUAUUUCGUAGCCAGGCGACAGGGCUCCGGUAGUUGCGGUGGAAACUCACGUACACUUUCGGAUCCUUUGUUUACAAAUAUAGUGAAGCGAGAGAAUUGAUUUUUCGCUUGUUUUCGUGCAUCGCAGUGCAGCGGAGGAUACUUUCCUGCAGGAGCAAUCCGGAAUACGGGUUUACAUUCCAGACAAAGAACGCAAGGGCAGAGGAUGUUCAAAUCUAUCAAUUUAACUAGUGAACCUAACAAGAUGUCAGCAACGCCUAGAAACAGUGAGGAUUUGUUGGGAGAAUCCUGGAUCGAACUUUCUUCGAGCACAAACACAUGCCCCAAGAGCCCAGAUCGGACGACGCCGUUGCCAUUCACCUCGGUGGAAGAGUAUCUAAGACUGCUACGAGAGGCCCAACGGGAGUCCAAGGAGUCGAGCCGAGUUGCAUCGCUGACCAGUUCGCGACGAGAUUCGCCCCGUGGAAGUCCCAAAUCACCGCCCAAUAGUCCCAAUACCGAACUUGCCACCACCGAGGAGGAGCUCAGGGGUGUCUACAUCAACUAUCUUAAUAGGGUCGAUGUCAUACCAGCUGGAGACUUGAUACACCGUGCAUUCAUUUCGUACUUGCUUCUGAAGCUGGAAGCCUGCGCAAAGCAGAUCGAGGAGCACGAAGCACAAUUGAAUCAAACCACCAAAGAGGGAGCAGCUAAUUCAAAUCAAAAGGAUAAUGACUGGGUUUGGGAAUGGAGCAGUCGGCCGGACCAGCUGCCUCCAAAAGACUGGAAAUUCGAACAUCCCAAACAAGGUGUUCGUCGUUUGCAACAGGGAUAUUCCAUGCGUUUAACUCGGGUAGGCAAAAAUUCACUCUUCUCUAGGGAAGUGCUGUACUCGCUUGUACUGACGAAUGUAUUAUCGCUGCUGCUCGGUGCCGGCAUUGGCGCCUGGCUCCAUAAACGAGGACUACUCUUCACGCGUAUUUCUAUUGAAUAAUUUGCUGAAGAACGACGAUUCCGAUAUCACUGGGCGAUGAUUGAUUAGAGCAAAUGCCGGAUUCUUGAUGCAGCCAGCUCUCCAUUACCGAGUUUCAAAUUGAAGGGACAAUUUUUCAUGGUGUUUUAAACAACUCAAACAGUUUUAGUCAGUCAAAUUUGUGGUAAAACUUAGUAGACAUCUAGUAAGAAAGAGUUGACUGUAUCACGACUUGAAACUAUUGUUCUGAACAGAAAUUAUCGCCUUUAGAGUUAGUCAAAGUGUCAAAAGCAACAGAAUCAGAUCAAGCACAUUGUAAUAUCCAUUUUCUUUGCAAACACAUCAAGUUUCCCUAGAAUUAAAAAAAAAACAUUCUAAAUGGAAACUGAAACCUUCCACUUUAUUCGACCUACAGAUGCUUUUUGAAAUAAAAAAAGGAACACACAAAUGCUGGCAACUCAGGAAAGCUAUCGAAUCCAGAAGACAUUUAAACAGGCUGAGAUUGAUGUGAUGAUUUGUAGGGGAACCUAAGAAUCAGACUAGCUAGGAAAUGUACAGAAUAACUAGUGGAUAGUGCAUCUAUUGCUGUUUCCAAAUAAAUUCCAUGUCAAAAAUUUGAAGAACAUGUAUUCCUUGUCACUACUAGACAUCACAUACAGGGGGUGGCCAAAAUGUUUGGGAUAGGCAACUUUUUUCCUCCCACAAAAAAAAUCAACAUGCUGUAACUUUUCAUAGAGUGCAUCAAAAAAUCUCAAAUUUUGACUGUUUAUCAACCUAUUAUAUGUGCAUGAUUGGUACAAAAUUGGGCACGAUUGAAUAAUUUUUCGCGAAGUUAGAACCGUUCGGGUAAAACACUACUUUUUAGACAACUCAUUUUUGAGCUGUCAUAUCUCGGAAACCAGUGAACCGAAUUGAAUGAUUUUUUUAACGUUUAUGAACAAUAUAUUGAUACUUAAUACAACGUUAUAAAAUGUAAUAUUUUCUCACGACGAAUUAAGUUAUACCGGGUUGAAAUUUUUACCCAUAUAGAGGAAAAUAAGUCAAAUUUACAAUACCAUACAAAAAUUGCUAAAUCUGUUCUUUCUUCAAUCUAAAUAGGCUCUAAUAUAUCUGAUUAGAGAUAACUUGAGAACAGAAGUGGAAAAUCUUUGGACAUCAACACUAAAAUUUAUUGACAUUGACGUAAAAAACUUACCUUUUUUCGAGAAAAAUCCAAAAAGUGUCAAUCCAUGAUAACUUUUUUCAACGUUCAAAAACAAUCUAUGUUUUAAUAGUUUGUGAAGCAUCUGUAUAUUGUUAGUUUACGUUCAAAAUUUCAUUCAAUUCGGUUCGCUUGUUUCCGAGAUAUGACAGCUCAAAAAUGAGCUGUCUAAAAAAUAGUGUUUCACCCGAGUGGCUAUAACUUUGCGAAAGUUUAAUCAAUCGAGCACAAAUUUGUACCAGUGAUGCACGUAUAACAGGUUGAUAAACAGUCAAAAUUUGAGAUUUUUUGAUGCACUCUACGAAAAGUUAUAGCAUGUUGAAUUUUUUUGUGAGAGAAAAAAAGUUGCCUAUCCCAAACAUUUUGGCCAUCCCCUGUAUUAUGAUGGACUGCUAUGGAUAAAAUAUUUCGUUCCGUGUUUUGAUAUAAGUUAGUAAGAUCGGAAUUCGAAUCAGAUAUUCAAUAACAUAUAAACUAUCAUUUUUAGAAAUAAUCCAUCAUGUAUAACAUUAAAUCCUACUUUCUAUGUUAUGGAUUAUUUUAUAAAUGUACCCCCGUUUACCCGACGGCGAAUUUAUUGCACUGCACUCGAACGAAAUCAGAUUUCUCGUCUUUAUUCAAAAUGAAAAAGCUUCCUUCAAACAUCCGCAACGCCAUCUGUGAACAAUAAGAUGAGUCUGAGACAUGAAAGCUUCUAACAUCUAAGGGUCUGUGUCAAUUGGCGAAUUAAAAUUAAUUUUCACUUAAACUUAACAAUUCGAUAAUUAUUUCCUUAGGAAAACUGUCAAGGUUAAGUGUUGAACUGUCAAAUUUAAGUAAAAAUUAAUUUUAAUUCGCCAAUUGAAACAGACCCUAAGUUGAGUACCGACUUUGCAUUUCAUAUUAACUUUCCAAUGCUGACCGCUGAAAAUGUUAAAUUAUAAUCGAAAUGAUUCAAGUUUUUGCGCACUUUUCACAUACAAGAAAACCCUCUGUGUUAUGCUAAAUUCGUUAUCAUAUAGUGUAAGUAAAUGAACCCAGCUUAUCGUCUAAACAGCUUCUUCAAUAUUGGCGUGAGAUCGUGAAUAAUUGGAAUUUAUCUAUACAUAAUGUUAAUUAAUAUCCAUCCAUCUUCAUAAAUUAUUAUUAUUAUUGUUUAGAACAUGAUUUUUAUAUGAACUCUUAAAAAAUAAAGGAAUGAAAUGAA